Chroicocephalus ridibundus (black-headed gull) is the source of this 1422-nucleotide messenger RNA. It is a transcript of the gene LRRC20, whose product is annotated as leucine rich repeat containing 20. The coding region runs from base 79 to 945 and encodes 288 amino acids. Lineage: Eukaryota; Metazoa; Chordata; Aves; Charadriiformes; Laridae. The transcript has 5 exons. The record is from RefSeq and is a predicted model, not a curated record. Gene Ontology annotation, molecular function: protein binding.
GGUCGGAGCGGCUGGUUUCUCCCUCCAGCCGUGGAUCCCCCCGGCCGAAGCGUGUCCCCAGCGGGACCAGGUGCCCGCAUGCAGAAGCGGAUGGGCGAGGCGGUGGCCCGGGUGGCCAGGAAGGUGAACGAGACGGUGGAGAACAAAACGGAUUCCCUGGCUAAUAUCCAAGAGCCGCACGCAGUUCAUCAAAAGGGAGAGAUGAAAGGCGCUCAUUUUUAUUCACGCUGGGUGCCCUGGGGUACAAACCAGCAAACACCGAGUCUCAGCUUCGUGGCUCAGUCUCUUGACGUCCCCCUGAGCGAGAGGAGAAGCAGGGGAGGACCGAGCUCCUGCAGCCCCCAACAUGGCUUUGGGGAGGGGGCGGGCAGCAGAGCCCAGGCUGAGCAUCACGGGACCGGGAUACAGGGUUUCCAUCCCCCGGCACAUCCCUGGGAUGGAAAACGGAAACAAUUCAGAAAAAAAACGCUGGCAGAUCUGGCCAACUGCAAGCUGAUCGCCUUCCCCGUCGGCAUCUACAAAGCCAUGAGGAGCGUCACGGAGGGCAUCCACCGCAUCUCACUGGCAAACAACGAGCUCAAGUCCCUCACCAGCCGCUUUGUCACCACCUUCAGCCAGCUGAGAGAGCUCAACCUGGCAGGCAACUACCUACACCGCCUGCCCGAGGAGGUCACCUCCCUGCUGCACCUCCAGGCCAUCGACCUCUCCCGCAACAGGUUUCGGCGUUUCCCCGAGCCCCUGACCACCAUUGCAGCCCUGGAGACCAUCAACCUGGAAGAGAACGAGAUCACAGAGGUGCCAGUGGAGAAGCUGGCCACCAUGGCAUCGCUGCGCAGCCUCAACCUGCGGGCCAACCCCGUCGGCCCCGAGGCGCGGCUCCUCGUCCGGCCCCUCGUCCCCUUCGACCUGCUGCUGUCACCAGAGGAGCCUGUCCCCAAAGCCUGAGGGGGUCUCAGGGUGCCCGGGUGAGCUCUCCCGAGGGGCGACUGCCUGCCAGAGUGGUUGGGCUUAGGUCCGUCCCUGCUGCGUCCCUCUUGCUGCAUCCCUCUUUCUGUCCCAAACCCACAGCAAGGCAGCAAAUCCCUUUUUUUUUUUUUCCUUUUCCUUAAUAAAAAGCAAGCAGCAGGGAUCCCGCACGAAGGGAUGGCUCUGCCAGCUCCCCAGACGGGAAAUCUCCUGCUUUGUGUUUUGCCAAGCGCUUGGGGACGAAGCAGAGCCAGGAUGUGCACGGUGUGAAGUUUGGGUAAAACUGGGGGAGCUGGAUGCUCGGCUGCAUCCAUCCUGCCCGGACAGUGAUGGGGAACAUCUGCUGCCCCGGUCCAGGGCCGGGAUGGUGGGGGACAUCCCUGCGGCCAUAUGGGUUCCCCCUUGAAUUGCUGAUAAGGUGAUGUGCCAAAUGCCUGAUUAAAUGUUUUCCUGUUA